Molecule: messenger RNA, 450 nt
Organism: Hibiscus syriacus
Lineage: Eukaryota; Viridiplantae; Streptophyta; Magnoliopsida; Malvales; Malvaceae
Product: casparian strip membrane protein 1-like
Exons: 2
Coding region: 1-450 (149 amino acids)
Source: RefSeq, a predicted model, not a curated record
AUGAUGAAGAGCGAGGAUCACUCAAGCAUUAAUGUAGAUGAGUCGAGCGCUGUUGAAAAAGGCAAAGCGCCGCUCAUUGCUACUGCGAGGGAUCAAAAAAGCGGAUUCAAGAAAGUAUUGGGUAUUGCGGACUUCCUUCUGAGACUAGGAGCCAUUAUUGCAGCUUUAGCUGCUGCUUCCACCAUGGGAACCAGUGAUCAAACUCUUCCUUUCUUCGCUCAAUUCUUCCAGUUCGAGGCCAGUUAUGAUGAUCUCCCCACAUUUAUGUUUUUUGUGAUCGCAAUGGCAUUAGUUGGCGGAAAUCUCGUCCUUUCUCUCCCUUUCUCCAUAAUCACUAUUGUCCGCCCUCAUGCAGUUCCGCCCAGACUCCUCCUAUUCAUUUCGGAUACUGUAAGCAUUCGCAUGCAUGCUAGGAUUUCCAUACGAAUCUAUGGAAAAACAAUAUAUUAA